UAUAGUCUCACUUAGCCUAGCACUCUCAAAAUAACACAAACAAAGAAACAAACCUAAAAUAAAACCUUUACUUCCUAUUGUUAAAUUGUUAAAUAAUAAUAAUAAUAAUACACUCUUCACUCUUCACUCUUCUUCUUCUCUCUCUCUGCAAUGUAGGUCGCCGGAGAAUGGCAAAGUGUCACCAGAACAACGUCGGAUCCGUCGCUCUCGACCACCGCCACUCUGCUAAAAAUGACACCGCCGGCGGCCAUUUCCGCGUGCUCCGCCGCAUGAUCUUCGACGCCGUCAGCUGCGGCGGCACCUCUCGCUACCGGUACCGCCAGCGCGGCGGAGAGGAAGAUGACGGCGGCGACUUCAGCUCGGCGGCGAGUCACGCAGUGAAGGAGCAGAGGUCGGAGAAACUAUCGGAUCUGCUGCACGUUGCAGAGAGCGAAACGACGGCGGAGGCGCAGAAGAAGGAAGAGGCAUUGGCGGAGCUGAAGCAUGUGGUGGCGGAGCUGCGCGGCGAAGACUUCACGAAGCGUCGAAUCGCCGCGUCGAGAGUGAGGUCACUCGCGAAGGAAGAUUCGGAAGCGAGAGCGGAUCUCGCAAUGCUCGGAGCAAUUCCUCCUCUCGUCGGAUUGCUCGAUUCGGAAGACGUUGAUUCUCAAAUUGCCUCGCUCUACGCUUUGCUCAACCUCGGAAUCGGCAACGAUGCGAACAAAGCGGCUAUAGUGAAAACCGGCGCUGUGCACAAGAUGCUGAAGCUUAUUGAAUCGCCUAGUGGUUCUAAUUCGUCGGUAUCUGAAGCGAUUGUUGCGAAUUUCCUAGGAUUGAGUGCUUUGGAUUCGAAUAAACCGAUAAUUGGAUCCUCCGGUGCAAUACCGUUCCUAGUUAGAACCCUAAAGAAUUUAGAUGAUAGUGAAAGCGCUUCGCAAUCGCAAGUGAAGCAAGAUGCUCUGCGCGCUUUAUAUAAUCUUUCGAUCUGUCAGAGCAACGUUUUGGUGGUUUUGGAAACCGAUUUGGUUUGGUUUUUAGUGAACGCGAUAGGGGACAUGGAAGUGAGUGAGAGGUGUCUCUCGAUUCUGAGCAAUUUGGUGUCGACGCCGGAGGGCAGAAAGGCUAUUAGCGGUGUGAGCCAUGCGAUUCCGAUUUUCAUUGAUGUGUUGAGUUGGACGGAUUCGCCAGAGUGCCAAGAGAAGGCGUCGUACGUUUUGAUGGUUAUGGCGCACAAAGCGUACGGUGACAGGCGGGUGAUGAUAGAGGCAGGGAUUGUGUCCUCGCUGCUUGAGUUGACGCUCGUGGGUUCCACCUUGGCUCAGAAGAGAGCCUCCAGGAUAUUGGAGUGUUUGAGGGUCGACAAAGGGAAACAGGUUUCUGGCAGCUACGGUGGAAACUUGGGUGUUUCUGCUCCUAUUUGUGGAUCUGGCUCUUCCUCCAAGGAGGGUGGUUUGGUUGAGGAGGAAGAUGGUGUGAUGAGUGAUGAAAAGAAAGCGGUGAAGCAAUUAGUGCAGCAGAGUUUGCAGAACAAUAUGAUGAAAAUUGUUAAGAGGGCCAACUUGCGUCAGGAUUUUGUUCCAUCUGCCCAUUUUGCUUCACUCACUUCCAGUUCCACUUCCAAGAGCCUGCCAUUUUGAAAAAUCAAUGCCUGCAUCACAUUCAUUGUAGUUUCCUGCAGUUUUUGUUCUUGUAGCUAUUUCCUAGCACAAAUAAUAAUAAUAAUAAUAAUAAUAUAGUA
Messenger RNA from Cajanus cajan (pigeon pea), 1717 nucleotides. RefSeq names its product U-box domain-containing protein 45. The record is from RefSeq and is a predicted model, not a curated record. Gene Ontology annotation, molecular function: protein binding. Lineage: Eukaryota; Viridiplantae; Streptophyta; Magnoliopsida; Fabales; Fabaceae.